AUGCGCAUUCGGGCACGCGAGCAGAAGGGCAAGCUGUCGUAUACGAUCACUUCUCGAUAUCCGCCCAUCACAGAAGCCUAUCCCCUCGAGACUCGAAUGAAAAUCAACAAGCCCGAAUGCGCCGCUGCUCUGCGUGGACUUCUAAUCCCCGUUGGGCUUGCGGGUGUCCUCCAUGGCUCGGUGGCGCAGCGAUGGACCAGGGCGCUCGACACCACUGGUUCAUCGUUAACCGGCAGCUCCACUUCGUGCUUCGCGCAAAAGAUGAGAUUCGCGCCAACAACCCGUCCCAAAAACCCGGAAACCUUCUUCCCCGACUACCAGCUGGCCGCGCAACGCUUGGCCGCCGCCCGACUGGCUUGCGACAACAUCAAGGAGACGCAGAUUAUGGAGGAGACCUUGGCCAUGGUAUUGUACAUGAAGCUGCAUUCGCUGUCAGCCCAUGAGGAGGCGGCGAUUCGGCGACUCUGGGAAACAUUGAGCCCAGCCACGCUCACCCAGCGCCCGGCGGCCGUCUUUACGGUCAUCAACAUGCCGUUCGUCGACGAGCCAGCCAUGAUGGAUACCCGUUUCGAGAGAGCGCUCGUCCACGCCCGAGAAGCCGCGGCAGCCCUCGACACUAAGGCUGCGAUCCAGACGAAUGAUAAACGCUUUAUGGCACGAUGUGCACUGUUACAGAGCCUCAACCGAUACAUCCGCGAACGUCGUCUGGGAUUGAUGACGGCGGUUCAGGAAGCAAAAGCUGAACUCGCCGCCGCCGAGGACUACUUCGAAAAAAUGGGAACAGAAGCGGACGCCAGCCGCCUCGACUAUGAAAAGUUCAUGGAUGAACUUCUCGCGGGUUGCAAGCGGGUGACCCAUACGAACGAGAACGAGCUGAGAGCAGUGAUGCCGCCACUUCCCGAGAUCCCAGUAUUAAACAAAUACACGAUCACAAGAUUCUUCCAGGACUACAAGGCGAUCAACUGGGCGGAGCCGGUCCCCGUUCGAGCUGCCCGCGCCGACGAAGAUGACACCGAAACGGCCCUGGUCCGGAGCCCAGCGGUGCAGCCCGAAAACGACGAAGAGCCCGAGGUGCCCCACCCGGACCCCAAC
This is a messenger RNA of Mesorhabditis spiculigera, 1092 nucleotides long. The record is from the annotation of a GenBank genome assembly. NCBI's taxonomy places the organism in Eukaryota, Metazoa, Nematoda, Chromadorea, Rhabditida, Rhabditidae.